AUGUUGGUUCUUAGAACGAGUUCAAAGAGGCAGAGGCGCCCAAAUGUUAGAUUAGGAGAGAUAGGAGACGUUUCGGCUGCUUCGUCUCAUAAAGCUGAGUUGAAUUCGGAAGAGGAGUUAUGGAAACAUGAGUCUGAAGAAACAGCUCUUUAUCCAAGUUGUGUGUUCUCUGGGGAAAUGUCAUCCGGAUUCAUGGUUUCUGAUCCUGGGGCUUGGGUUUCUCCUAAGUCUUUGGCUAAUGGGUUGCACAACAGAGAGAAUAGAAACCCUAAUUCUUUUAAAGUUUCUUCUGAGUUGGUAGUUUUGGGUGAAGCAGCUAAUGCUUAUAAACCACCUGGGCUGAAUUUUGGAAUAGUGACAAGGAAAGGCCGGCUCUUGAAGCGAAGGGGACGGUUUGGGUUCAGCGGUUUCACCAGUACUAGGGCCUGGAAUUCCGAAGUUACUUCUGAAAUUAACAAUGAAAAUGGAAAAGGGCACAGAGGCAACGAUUUUGUUGGAGCCCCAUCAAAUACAUUUUGUGAUGUUUACACUGUCAAUGAUUUUGUUGGAGCCCCAUCAAAUACAUUUUGUUCGGGUGGUGAAACUUCAGAUGCAAACAAAGAAGCCCGAGAGAAUGAGUGCUUUGAACCAAUUUCAGCUUUGCAUCUCUGCAGUGAUUUGGAUGAGUUUUGGACAAGGGAAGCUUGUGUAGAAGGUGAUACAUUGCAUUCUGAUGAGAUUCCCUGUGUAAACCCGCAACCUGUUGCUGAAUAUGAUAAGACGGGCGUUGGUGGUAGUGUUGUAAACAGCGUAAAGACAUGGUUGGAGCAGCUGGGGUUUGGGAAGUAUGUUGGAUUGUUUCAGAUGCAUGAAGUGGACGAGGAGGCAUUGCCUUUACUCACCUUUGAAGAUCUCAAAGAGAUGGGUAUAUAUACCGUUGGACCUCGGAGAAAGAUGUACACUGCAAUUCAGCAUCUAAAGGAAGGAGGAGGAGUUUCUGCUUGA
Messenger RNA from Telopea speciosissima, 984 nucleotides. RefSeq lists its product as uncharacterized. Gene Ontology annotation, molecular function: protein binding. Bases 1 to 984 code for a protein of 327 amino acids. The transcript has a single exon. The record is from RefSeq and is a predicted model, not a curated record. Lineage: Eukaryota; Viridiplantae; Streptophyta; Magnoliopsida; Proteales; Proteaceae.